Messenger RNA from Hemicordylus capensis (graceful crag lizard), 2845 nucleotides. RefSeq names its product family with sequence similarity 227 member B (gene FAM227B). NCBI's taxonomy places the organism in Eukaryota, Metazoa, Chordata, Lepidosauria, Squamata, Cordylidae. The record is from RefSeq and is a predicted model, not a curated record. The transcript has 16 exons. Bases 1166 to 2698 code for a protein of 510 amino acids.
AGCUUCGUUUUCUGUAUUUCAGGCAACAUUUGAAAAGUGUUUUAGAGUUUUAAAGUUCAUAGUUUUGAAGAUUUGAUGUGUUAGUGUUCUGUUUUAAUUUGCAUGUUUUUUAAUUGUAUGUUCUUUUGGUUUUGUGAGCUGCCCAAGGAACAUUUGUUAUGGGUUGGCUAUAUAAAUAAAGUUCUUAUUCUUCAAUAAUAUUAUUUGAAACCAGAGACUCUGCCCAUAUAAAAGAGACAACCCUAUGUUUGUUACACACCUACCAUUAGCAGUUUUGUUUGUUUAUUUUUAUUUAUUAAUGUAUACCCUGUUGGCUUAUAAUAUGUGUAAAAGGAUAAAAACAUUUUGAAAUGAACAAAUUAAAAGUGGAUAGAAGCAGUCUGGGAAAGAGAACAGAAGAUAAAGACUGUUUUACACAGAUGAAUUAAAAGCCUUCUAGAAUAGGAAGUCCUUCACCAGCUCUGUAAAGGUGGUGAAGUGGGGGGGCUGUCUAAUCUUUUUAGGGAGGGAAUUCUUUAACUGUGGUGUUACCAUGGAGAAGGCCCUGCUUCUGGUACCUGUCAUCUGAAUCCCUCUUAGUGAUGGUCCAGACUCCAGAGAGUAGGACCCUUGUAGCUGACUCAUAUUGGAGAAGAAUAUAGUUUCUUGUGGUUCCUCUUGUCACAUUUUCAGUACACAAACAGAUGUGGAGAAAUUGCUGCCAUCUGGACAAGUCCUUAAAAUGUAUUUUUGAUGGGAGGAUAAAUAUAUAGAUAGAUAGAUAGAUUGAUUGAUUGAUAGUUAAAUUUUUAUACCAUCUUUCAUUUUAAAAAAUCCCAAGGCAGUUUACACAAAAAUUAAAAACAAGACUAUAAAAAUGACACAGUUAAAAUAUUAAGCUAAAAUAUAAAACAAAUCUGACUGAAAAGAUUUAAAAUACAAGCAUAAAAACUGUACAAAAUACAAAGCAGCAGCAGUAGAGACAAUCAUAUAAAAGCCUGGGUAAAAAGCCAAGAUUUAACACGCUUCCUAAAAACUGUGAUGGAGACCAAGGAACGAAUAGCCAAUGGAGAGCAUUCCAGAGUCUGGGGGCAGCAACAAAGAAGGCCCUGUCCUGCGUGCACGACAACUGAGCCUCCCUCAUUGUCGGCACCCGGAGCAGAGCCCCCUCAGAUGACCUCAUCAAAUGGACAGCAACCCUUGGGAGCAGGCGGUUCCUCAGGUAACUGUAGCACCUCCUCGGACGUUUGAUGAAUUUUUACUCUUUCAGAACUUGGAUGAUUGGCCAAAAGUCCCCUACCUGCCAGAAGUAGAUGUUCGUCCUUCGGUUACAAAGUUAACAAAUAAUUAUUCCUUGAACAUUAUUACUCAGUAUCUUUAUGACAAUGCUCCAUUGCCCACUGAAAUUCUCUCCAGUCUUGGGGAGAGAAUAGAUGAAUGCAAAAUGAAAGUCUAUGAACAUGCUAAACAUAUCUUUGCUUUGGAGCGUAGUCAAGAGGAAAUAGAUGAUCACCAAGUUUCUUUCCUAGAGCAAGCAGCGGAUACUUCAGUCUCUGAUUCAAAGGGCACUUUGAUAAGGGAAAAGAAGAAAAAAGUAAAGAUUGCUGUAGAUGCCUUGCAAGACUCAAGCUGUAAAACAGUUGAGAAUUACAAGUUCUCUGGUUUCAAGUUACAGAAAUUAACAGAACUACCAAACCAUCUAGAACCUGCACAACUUUGGGAUUCAGUUCUAAAAGUUCAGACUUUCAGAGGAGCAAAUGUAAAAGUUCUGAAGAAAUUGUUUCUCUCAGAAGCAUCUCUUGCCAUUUUACAGGAUUGCUUUUGGUGGUUGUUCCUUCAGAGGUUCAAGCCUGAUCAAGGAGAACAGGACCGCCUUUUUGACAGAAUAUCAGACAGCUUUGUAGCACUUCUGAUGAGUACUCCUAGUUACAUAAAGGACUAUUUCUUUCAGAUGUAUCCUGACUGCUUGUCUCAAGCCAUCUAUGUUACUUUUUGUGAAGCAUUUCCUGAAUCUAGUAAUUCAUUUGAAGAUGAGUUUAAAGAUGAACUAACGGAUUUAAUUUUUCAGUGGAUAAGAGGUUUCAAACCACAAAAAUUUGCUUGGAAGAAAUGGAAUUUAUGGUGGUUGGAAAACACAGAAUGCAGCAUAAAAAAAGAGUCUUUUCAAAAGAUGCCGCUUAUGACACACCAAAGCCUCAUGCCUGAAAUGAGAUCGAUAAUAAAGUCUUUGAAGUUUCAGCUGGAUGAAGAAGAACAACCAAGGAAAGCAAGAAUAAGACCGAAGAAGGAGUCCCAUUAUGUUGGAGAUGGUCCAGACUUCGAGCGUUCUCUCUUCAACCUUGGUGGUCAAAGUCCGCUGGUCUCAUAUUAUCUUAAGAUGCAUGGAAUUGCUAACACCUUAGCAAACUCUCGGGCUUACAGAAUCACUCACACGGAAAUUUGCAAAAUACCACCAGUAUCUCCAACUUACCAGGAUAUUAUCAAGCAGAGUGAAAAGCACACCCGAAAAUGGCAGCAUGAUCUUCUUGAUCUUGAGCAUAAGCAUGAUGAAGAACUAGCAGAGAUAGAACAGGAGAGAGAGAAAGUGAACAAGAAAUACAAAAGGCUGUUAAAAACAAUCACCAAGCAGCCUACUGAAGCAAGGCUGAAAACAGAGAAGUUCAUCAACCAAACGAAAAUUGCAAGGCCACGCCAAACCGCAUCACUGCAUCAGUGGUGAAUUCAGCAGUUAAAGACCCCAACAUUCACAAAGAUUGGCUGAAACAUUCCUUCCAUUGAGUUAAACCAGAGACAUGCUUGGUAUUAAGUAUGUCUCUAUCUUUCAGGACAAUAAAGCAUUACAGACCAGCUUUUUAUUUCAAAUCAG